Messenger RNA from Lactuca sativa (garden lettuce), 1461 nucleotides. NCBI's taxonomy places the organism in Eukaryota, Viridiplantae, Streptophyta, Magnoliopsida, Asterales, Asteraceae. The record is from RefSeq and is a predicted model, not a curated record.
UGGAGACCAAGAAUGAACAUAGAUCGAAAUUCAAUUGAAUCUUAAUUUCUUUUCCACCAAACCGCGUGGAAUCCAUUUAAUAGAUUACAUUCGAUUCUGCUCAAUCGGGCCCAUGAAAACCCUCCUUAUCUACCGAUUACACACCUGAAACAUAGUAACAUACCUCCGACAAUCAUCGAUAUCUUAAUUUAUGGAACCUAGCGCCCUACAGAAGUCGAUGGAGAAGGCAAUGAGCAUCUGCAAGAAAGAAUCUGAAGACGAACAGACAACAAAAAAAAGAAAGGAAAAGAAGGUUGACUGGUUUGUAUUUCUCACAGAUGACAUCCUUUUAGAUAUCCUUACAAGGCUCCCUUAUGGUUCCCUUCGUUAUAUGGCUAAGUAUGUCUGUAAACGAUGGCUGGAUCUACUCAGUAACAUGAAAUUGCUAGACCAUGCUUCUUUUAUCCUCCAGAAGACGGGAAACUUGACAGCACGUCAUGUGGAUAUAAGGGAAGAAGGAGAAGGGCUACAAGUGAAAGUGCAAGAUCUUGACAUACCUCGCAUAGGCAUGAUAAGGUGUUGGGAUCACGAGUUUCUUCUGAUAUCAGAGUACAAAGAACGAAAAGUAUCUCUGUAUGUUUAUAAUAUAAUCACCAAGGAAGGAUCAUAUCUUCCAGAAUUUAAAUUUAAUGCAUCAUAUGGAGGAUAUUGUAUAAACAAAUGUGGAUUUGCACUUUCUUUCGAUCGGUUUAAAGGGAAUAUACAAGGUGGUUCACUUGUUUAUGGGGCCACCAAAUGAAUGUCAUGUUCUUAUCUCGAGAAAAGAUAUUGCUUCUCCCAAGUGGAAAAAGUUCCAAGUUCCUUGUAUGAAUUCACAGAAGAUAUCUUGUUUCAACGCGGUUUCAGUUCAGGGCAGGUACUUUCACUGGAAUGUUCGUUGUGAUCAGCAGCGCCUGAUUUCCAUAGAUAUGAUGAAAGAGGAAAUUGUCGAAAUCAGUCUACCUUUACCUGAUGGUGGUAAUGGAUUCUAUACUAUUUUUGAGAUGGGUGGUUCCCUUGCUCUCUUUGCUGGAGAUACUCGGGAUACAGCUGAUAUAUGGACUCUUAAAGAUUUUGAGAGGAAGAAGUGGGAGAAGUUGCAGUAGUUACUCUUGAGAAUUGGUGCUGCAGAAGAUUUCCUGUCUGUGGGGUGAUGAGUAACAAAUAUAUCAUCCUGGAUUGUAAAGUGGAGGGGUAUGUGCUAUUAUGAUCUGAAAAAUGGAGUCGUGAAAAAACUAGACAUCUAUAUUGACGUUGAUGAUGGUUGCGUGGUCCAUUCAUCACCACCAAGUUCUUAAAUAAUCUAACAUGCACCAUAAAACAGGAGGGAGGAGGAGCUAUUGCCCUUUAGUUCUAUUUAUUAAUGGAUGACGUACGUUACAUGAUGAUGUAAGAAACUAAUCAUGCUUAAUUAAUUAGUUCUACUCUGCUGUGCUUUCUUUC